AUGAGCCGCCGCCUUCUCGCCGUCGGAUUUCUGUUGGCUUUUGCCCAAGCGUCUCCAGAUGAGCACACGGAAGCGUGUACGAAGGCGUUACAAGAGUGCGAAAACGACUUGGAAUGUCAGAAUCGAUUGGCUCCUCUCAUGUCGGCUUGGUAGCUUUUUUUUCAUUUUGAGAAAAAUUUGUAGAUGUUGAGAAGCUCUAUUGAUUCAUGUAAAAUAGAAGGUUUUAGGCUGAAAAAUGAAAAUGAAAGAAGCAAGUUUUUCUAAUGAAGAUGGUGAAGAUAGAUCAUUAAAAAAAAACGACUAGCAUGCUCCCCUAGAGGGGAACCUUCAAAAACCCCUAAAGGGACCACUGUACCUCUCCUAAGUGUCUGAAUCCAAUUCCUACUGAAACAUUCUCAUCUGAAGUAAGCUCCUUGUUUCCUAGAAAUAUGCAAAAAGAACCUUGAAAAACGAUUUUCCAGUUUUGCGCGGCUGGGAUUUGAAAGAAAGACGCCCCAAAAUACCAUAUAAGUCGGUGCAAAUUGCGGCCUUGAGGGACUAUUUUUGCGAGUUUUCUAAGGUUUUUGUUAUGAAUUCUUUAGAAUGGAGCAAAUUUUUGUAGGUUUUGAGGCUUAUGGUUUGGAGGGUCAAGGGUUCAACUCCUACCGAGGGGGUUUCGUUUUUUGCCAUUUUGAAUUUUUGUGACCAGCUAUUGGUUUUGAAGGCCUAAGACGUUCAAAAUGUUGAAAAAGUUUUUUGAACGGUUUAAAAAUGAAAUGUUCUUCAAAUUUGAUUUUUCAAGUUUUGAACUAUGGUCUGGAAGUUCGUGGGUUCGAUUCCUUUCGGAAAACCUUUUUUCGCCAUUUUUAGGUGGGUUAUUUUGAAAGUUUGAGGCAUUUUAGAAGCAGCUUCAUCAAGGGUCUUAAAACAAUAUGUAUUCCAUAGUCAAGUGGUAGAUCCGCAAAACAUUGCUCAAAAGGUCGCUGGUUCGACUCCUCUUAAAGAAAUUUUUUCAAUAUUUUUUUUUCAAAACAUUCUUUUCAAUUUUUGAUGAACCCCUGUCAAAUAAAUACAAUAUGAUCAAGUCGUAGUUGCUCAAACUUUGACUCAAAAUAACACUAUUUCAAUUUUUUUUUUUCUCAUGCUAUUUCUCAACACCUGUCUUGCCAGACGAGCUCAAGAAAAAAAAAAGAGUCGAACACUUUGUUUUCCAAUUUUUCCCAUUCACUUUCCGCCCGUGUUCAGCAGCUUUUGUUUCGACGAAAAUGCCCAAAAAUAGCGUCGAAACCAAAUAAAAAUGGCGGCCAGCAGCAGCCGCGCAAACAUUUCCUGUCCGCUUGAGCCGAGGAACGGUUUUGGCGUUUCGAAAUAUUUCAAAACAGGCAAAAAUUGGAGGGUUUGGACGAACUUGUCACCUUGGCCGAAUGGUAGUGUACUAAAUUGAUGUCCAAAGAGUCACAGGUUCGAGUCCUCUCCGUGGAAAUAUUUUUCGCCAUUUUUUUCUCGAGUUAUUCUAGUAUAUAUAUUAUCUGAAAAAUGACGAUUUUUCCUAAUUUUUUUUCAAAGCUUAAAAAGAGCUGUGCUGUGCUGUCGCUCCAGAGGUCGCAGGUUCGAGUCCUGCUCGUGCAAACCUUUUUUUUGCCAUUAUUCCUCAAGAUAUUCUUGUAUAUAUUCUCUUAAGAGUGACGAUUUUUUCAUAAAUCGUUUACAUUUAAAUUAUUGAAAAAGGUGUGCUGAUUUAUCGCUCCAGAGGUCACAGGUUCGAGUCCUACUCAAGCAAUUUUUAUUUUUGCUACUUUCGAUAAUCCACUUUUUCCAUCCGAAAGUAAUGAAUUUUCAUAAGUCAGUUGAACUCGAAGUUUCGAAAAGUUGUGAAAUAGGUGCUCGCUCCAGAGGUCACAGGUUCGAGACCUGUCCGUCCCAACUUUUUUGCAAUUUUUUUUCAACUCAUUUUUCACUUUUUCUUUCCAAAAGUGACCAUUUUUCAUAAAUCUUUGCAAUUGAAAGUUGAAAAAGAGCGCUGAAGUGCCCUCUCGACGGACGGAACGUCGUGAGAAACGCCGUUAAGAGGCGCCGUACUUGAAAAUGUCGUUAUCACGUCGGCGAGAGGGAAAGCUUCGAGCUUGACCUUAUUAUCAAUUGGUCACGUUUUGAUGGAAAUUUUGAGCUGCAAGGAAUUUUUAGCUGAAAGGAUAGGUAGGAGAUUGAACCGGGGACCUUUUGAGCGAGAAAAUAAUUUCUACCGAUGAGCUAGUAUUCUGAUAAAAGCUGCCCAUGAAUUUAAAAAAAAAGGAUUUUUUUUGGCUUCCACGAUGAAAGAGAAAAUUGGCAAAAAUUUGGAUCCUUUGUUGGGAUCCGAACCUGUAACCUUUUGAGCGGGAGAAUAAUUCUUACCAAUGAGCUAGUAUUUAGUUAAAAGCUGCCCAUGAAUUUAAAAAAAAAGGAUUUUUUUGGCUUCCACGAUGAAAGAGAAAAUUGGCAAAAAUUUGGAUCCUUUGUUGGGAUCCGAACCUGUAACCUUUUGAGCGGGAGAAUAAUUCUUACCAAUGAGCUAGUAUUUAGUUAAAAGCUGCGCUUGAAUUUUAAAAAAAAGGACUUUUUUGGCUUCCACGAUGAAAGAGAAAAUUGGCAAAAAUUUGGAUCCUUUGUUGGGAUCCGAACCUGUGACCUUUCGAGCCAAGGGCAAGCAUUCUACCACUGAGCCAGCAUUUUGAUAAUUAUCUUUCUGCGUUCAAAAAUUCUUCGUCCGCAAGUUUAUCAGUUUUAUAGCCCAUAAACUGUAUCUCUCAUGGAAUUUCUGGAUUUAGCGCCCCUUGUGGAGGGAAUAAAUCAACUUUUAUGGACUUUUCCUUUCUUGGUCAGAUCUUUCUCUAUCUUUGGGAUGGAUCUGGGCGAGAAUCAAGUUUGAUCUUGUGGGGAAAACGGCGAGAAUCACUUCUAGAACUGAAUUUUUAAUCAUUAUUUGAAUUUCAGUACAACGGGAACAUGCCAAAUGCAGUGCCGAAGCGCCGUCUUGAACGUCUACCAGAAUAAACUCGGCAGGGCUCUUUUAAGGUAACUUCUUGAUGAUUUAAUGACGUCAUAGUUUGCUAAUUAUUACGUCAUAGUUUGCUAAUAAGGACGUCAAAGCUUGAGAUAAACCAAAAGAUUGUAAUUUCAAAAUCUUGUGUUUACUUAUUUUCGGGAUUUCAAAGAAGUCGUGACGUCAAAAUUUCACAGUUAUGACGUCAUAAAAAGAGUCAUAAAUCAUUUAAAAUGACGUCACGAAAAUUUUUCCAUUUUUUUUUUUGGACUUUUUGAGAACAAAAAUUUUCUUUUUUUUUGUUUGAACUCAAAGCUUUAAUGAUUUCAUAACUCAGAAAUUAUGACGUCAUCGAAUUUUUUUUACGCUCAAAAACACUCAGUCUAGAACUGAAGCACCAGACUUCCUUAACGGGUGCGAUGACGUCAUUUUCUUGAUCGGCAACCGGACCACCGUGUUUUUUUUUUUUUUGCGUUAGAGCAAAUUUGAGCUACUAUGACUCAGUGGGGUCCUGGAAAAUUAAGUAAACAAAUAGGGAACAGGAGCUUUUUUCGGACCUUAAGCUGGAGUGUAAGCAUUUGGCGGUGUGAGAGAACUUCUUGAGCUUUUUUUUCCUAGAGAAUGGCUCGACGCGUUGCGGUCGCGCUGCGGUUUGAACUUCUUCAUGACGUCAUUUUCAGAUCCGACGCUACCUGUAUUCCGGGCCGAGAAGAGCUUCGCACCUGUAAUUUCCUGCCAGCCGAACCGACAGUCCACUGCAGCCUGGCCAAGCUUGCCUGUGAGGCUGACCUUCAGGUUGGUCCAGCUCUUGAUGACGUCACUUAGAAGGUAGUGAAGCUUGAUAACGUCACUUAAGAGGUGGUGAAGCUUGAUGACGUCACUUAGGAGGUGGUGAAGCUUGAUGACGUCACUUAGGAGGUGGUGAAGCUUGAUGACGUCACUUAGGAGGUGGUGAAGCUUGAUGACGUCACUUAGGAGGUGGUGAAGCUUGAUUACGUCACUUAAAGGGUGGUGAAACUUGAUGACGUCGCUUAGGAGGUAGUGAAGCUUGAUGACGUCACUUAGGAGGUAGUGAAGCUUGAUGACGUCACUUAGGAGGUAGUGAAGCUUGAUGACGUCUUAAUAUAGCUCCCACCUGAUGACGACACACUAAAGUAGAGAAGCUUGAUGACGUCGUUUACUAGUUAUCUUAAAAAGCUGAUUCAGGACUGUCUUGAGUGGAAAAGGUCUUGAUACGAUUUUUAAAAAAGGUAGUGCCUGGUUAAUGAUUAGGCCCCGCCCCCUAGGAUCCCAAGCUCUCACCAAAAUUGAGUCGUUUCUUAGAUCAUUUUGUGAAUGUUGAAUUCCUUGACCAUUCUAAAGUAAGACAAGCCGAUUUCUGCACCGGAAAGUAACCUGAUACGGCGACAGGAAACAAAAGACGUUCCGACCUGAUCUCAACCCAAAUAAGGACCUUCAUGCCAUCCGAUAUGCGUGACUCUUGCUCAGGAGAGGACAAUCAGAGAUUUUUAGGUUCAGAUAGGGCAGAUUAACGCAUAAAAUCAUUAAUUUACCUUGAAGUCCGAGAGUCAAAGAUCUUCUGAGUAUACUGUAAUAAAUGAAAAUUUCCAGUGCAACGCCAAGUGGGGCGUGUUCAUCUCCGAAUGCGAGUCGGAGGCGUCCAAGGGCGAGUGCUCGGAGAAAUGCCGCGGACUCUUGCGGCAGACGACGGCGACCUCGUUCGGCUCGCCGUUCAGCAACUGCACGUGCACGGAACGCGACGACGAGCUCUGCCAGAGCCUCAGAGACAACAUGCUCGGCGCCUGUCUCAAGGUAAGCGCGAAGUCGCUUCUGGUCGGGCGCAGAAUUUUGGAUCUUGAUUCACAAAGCUCAUGUGUAAACUUUGCUGAUAAGAAGCUUUUGAAGUUCGCUCCUUUGAGAAAAUUUUUUGAAUGGCUGGCCACGCCCCUUUUUAUCAUUUUUCAUAUGUACUAAGGAAGCGAUACUUUAGAAGAAAUCUCUGGGGAAUUAUGAAUUAUCUUUUUUCAACACGUUUACCUGUAAAAAACUCGGAAAUAAAUAUGACGUCAUUCCAGGAAUCAUCUGGCAGCGUGCCAGCCCCUGGCGACAACUCUGUGACGGAAUCCCCCAUCGACGACCAGGAACCCUCGAAAUCCGCUCUGCAAACCUUCCCUCUCCUCCUUUUGUGCACUCUUUUCGUCAUCCGAUUGUUCUUUGUCUAA
Messenger RNA from Caenorhabditis auriculariae, 5223 nucleotides. Lineage: Eukaryota; Metazoa; Nematoda; Chromadorea; Rhabditida; Rhabditidae. The record is from the annotation of a GenBank genome assembly.